AAUUCAGCUAGCCUUCUUCAAGGUCUGCUCUAUAGGUCUUCACUCUCUUUCUCUCAGCUUGGUUUGGCUGUCAAUGGCGGCCUCGGAGGGUGCAACAGAAUCGAAUCUACGUCACGCCUUCGGAAAUGUUCUCUCAUUCUUCAUUCUGCUUCUGAUCGGUGUUCUCGCAUUCUCGAUCCGACUCUUCUCAGUGAUUAAGUACGAGAGUGUUAUUCAUGAGUUCGAUCCUUAUUUCAAUUACAGAGUCACUCAGUUUCUUACAAAGAAUGGGAUAUAUGACUUCUGGAAUUGGUUUGAUGAUCGGACUUGGUAUCCUCUUGGGCGUGUGAUUGGCGGAACUGUUUACCCUGGAUUAACAUUGACGGCUGGCACCUUGUGGUGGAUACUGAAUUCUCUAAACAUUCCUCUAUCUGUGGAAACUGUUUGUGUCUUUACUGCUCCUACAUUUUCCGCUAUUGCUGCUUGGGCAACCUACCUUUUAACAAAGGAAGUUAAAGGCACUGGUGCUGGACUUACUGCAGCAGCCCUUUUGGCCAUGGUUCCAUCCUAUAUAUCUCGAUCUGUGGCUGGCAGCUAUGACAAUGAAGCUGUUGCCAUAUUUGCUUUGAUCUUCACUUUCUAUCUAUAUAUAAAGACACUAAACACUGGAUCCCUUUUGUAUGCUACUUUAAAUGCCAUAGCAUACUUUUACAUGGUUUGCUCUUGGGGAGGAUACACCUUUAUUAUCAACCUCAUUCCAAUGCAUGUGCUUCUUUGCAUUGUAACUGGUCGCUACUCUUCUCGGCUUUACAUUGCAUAUGCUCCACUUGUUGUCUUGGGAACAUUGUUAGCCUCAUUGGUGCCAGUUGUUGGUUUUAAUGCAGUCAUGACAUCAGAACAUUUUGCAUCAUUUCUGGUUUUCAUUGUCAUUCAUGUGGUGGCUCUUGCAUAUUAUAUCAAAGGAAUUCUCUCUCCAAAAAUGUUUAAAGUAGCCGUUACACUUGUUCUAGCUGUUGGCCUGGUAGUAUGUUCUGCUGUAAUAGCAGUACUUAUAGCAAUGGUAGCUUCUAGCCCAACAAAGGGAUGGAGUGGAAGAAGUUUGAGCCUGCUUGAUCCAACUUAUGCAAGCAAGUACAUACCCAUUAUUGCCAGUGUUAGUGAACAUCAACCACCUACUUGGCCGUCUUACUUCAUGGACAUUAAUGUCUUGGCUUUCUUGGUUCCAGCUGGCAUUAUUGCAUGCUUUUUGCCGCUGUCUGAUGCAAGCUCUUUUAUGGUUCUUUACAUAGUAACAUCAGUAUAUUUUUCUGGUGUCAUGGUGCGCCUAAUGCUUGUGCUUGCUCCAGCGGCAUGCAUAAUGUCUGGUAUUGCUCUUUCUGAAGCUUUUGAUGUUUUUACACGAUCAAUCAAAUGUCAGUUACCUGGUGUAUCACAAAAUUCCCAGAUUGACGUAGGGGAUUCUACUUCUGGCAGUGUUGUUACACAAGAUGAGGUGGUGAAGACUGAUAAAACUGAAGACUCCUUAAAGGAACGACCUUCCAAAAAGAACAAGAAGAAGGAAAGGGAAAGAGAAAGGGAAAAUGUGGAAAAGGCUUCUAUUAAGACCCCAAUUCAGAAGAGGCUUCUGGUUUUACCUCUGGAGUCAUCUGUCAUUGCUCUUCUCUUACUUGUGUUGCUGGGCGCCUUUUAUGUGGUUCAUUGUGUCUGGGCAGCAGCAGAAGCAUAUUCAGCCCCUUCUAUUGUGCUAACAUCUCGUUCACAUGAUGGUCUUCAUGUUUUUGAUGAUUUUAGAGAGGCCUAUGCAUGGUUGAGCCACAAUACUGAGGUGGAUGAUAAAGUUGCGUCCUGGUGGGACUAUGGUUACCAAACAACUGCUAUGGCUAACCGUACCGUUAUUGUGGACAAUAAUACCUGGAACAACACACAUAUUGCAACUGUUGGUACUGCCAUGUCGUCUCCUGAAAAGGCAGCUUGGGAAAUUUUUCAGUCUUUGGAUGUAAAAUAUGUUCUUGUUGUCUUUGGAGGUGUUGUUGGCUAUCCUAGUGAUGAUAUUAAUAAGUUCCUAUGGAUGGUUCGCAUAGGAGGGGGUGUAUUCCCUCACAUAAAGGAGCCUGAUUAUCUGAGAGAUGGUCAGUACCGGAUUGAUUCUCAGGCGACUCCGACCAUGCUAAACUGCCUCAUGUACAAACUAUCCUAUUACAGAUUUGUGGAGACAGAUGGUAAAGGCUUUGAUAGAGUCAGGGGAACUGAAAUUGGAAAGAAACAUUUUAAAUUGACCCAUUUUGAGGAG
Molecule: messenger RNA, 2269 nt
Organism: Ilex paraguariensis (yerba mate)
Lineage: Eukaryota; Viridiplantae; Streptophyta; Magnoliopsida; Aquifoliales; Aquifoliaceae
Source: the annotation of a GenBank genome assembly